AGGGCCCUGGGAACGAGGUUGGGUUAUUACAAAAACCUCAAAAUGGCGUCUGGACAAGGAAGCAAAAAGAAAGGACUAAGCUCUUUGAUGUCUAAUGACCCAGACAAGCCGGUCAAGGUGGACAAAUGGGAUGGAAACGCCGUGAAGAACGCUCUAGAUGAUCAAGCAAAAAAGGUGUUGACGGAAGGUUAUGGCUACCAGGAAGAUCACAGUGUAACAGAUACUAGACUUGCUAUUUGUACCGUCUCUGUUUUGUUUGCCUUAGGUGCCUUAGCAUAUGAUUAUCUGUACCCAUUCCCAACCUCCAGACCUGUUCUUAUCCUUUGUGUUGUUGCAUAUUUUGUACUGAUGGGUAUUCUAACCCUUUUUACAACACUAAAAGAGAAAAACUAUAUCUUGUUUGCUGUAGAGAAAGACGAUGCUGGUGUUGGGCCAGACCAUGUUUGGACAUUGAGAUCAGGCCUCAAGCGCUAUGAUCACAUGUACACCUUGACAAUGUCUUUUAAAGAUGGAAACAGUAAAAAGGAAAGGGAACAGUCAAUGAUCAAGUCUGUUGCAUGUUGGUUUGACACAGAAGGGACCUUGAUCCCAGAACAUUUUGAUAAAGACGUCAAGGAACUUCGUAAGAGUCUUGGUGAAAAGAAAGAAAACUAAAAUAUAGUCUCAUCCAUGAACAAAACCUUUAGAAAUUUACUUAAAUAUCUUAGAAACAAAGUUCCCUUCAAACUUCUUUUGUCCACAUUAUAUGUUGAAGUUAGAGUCUUAGGCUGCAUUUACACAGUACGAGACAAAUUUUGAACUGGUCAAAAUGUUGUACGUUUAGGGGUUCCAUUCACACGGGACUAAGCUAUUUGAACAAAAAUUUGUUCCCUGUAAACAGAAUGUAUUUAAUUUUUAUACAUUUAAAUAGACAGUUCCGUGUUAACGUUAAGCACAGGUCAAAUUUUUGAUCGGUUAAAAUUUAGUCCUGUACCGUGUAAAUGCAGCUUAAGUGACCAGAAAGAAAACUAAAUCUAGUCCAGUUCUUGAACAAGACCAUUAGAAAUUCACUUAUUGAAGAAGAAAAAGUCUCAUUGAAACUUGAUUUGUCAACAUUUAUUUUGUUGGAACAUACUAUAUUUAAAUUGAACCUGUGUGUGAUUGGAUGAUCAAGAUUGCCAAAAAAACAAUGGUAAACCAUUUCAUUGGCGAGUCUUGAGUUGGAGUAUAGGUUAAUGAAUUUCUGUCAGUAACUUACUGAGAGUUUACAUUUCUGUAGCUGAUACUCUGCUCUAUACCAGCAUUGUUUGCCAGGCUUAAAAUAAUGGGCAGACAUUGUACAAUGCCCAGAAUUGGAACUAGUCCAGUCUUUGCUUUGCCAGUCAUUUUGACUAAUGUUGAACCAGAAAUCAGGUGUGAUCAAGCUACAAUUAAUUUGGCCAGCCAUUAUGACAAGCAACUUACUGGCCAUUAUUUUAAGCCCUGUGAUUGGUGGAGCAAUUAUUUGAUUGAUGCUGUCAAUGCUUUAUCAUGGCUGUGUUUUAUGCUGUCAUGAUAUCUCACUGAAAUGGUAUGGCAAUCCUCUCAAUAUUAUUGUAUGUGUGCAUUUAUCACAAGUAUUGGUGUUUUUUCACAAAAGAAAGUUUCAGAAAUGAUAUUUUUCUUGUAAUUGUCAAAUUCACAAGCGUUUUAACUCAUGAUAGUCCCCUUCACAGUUCCCUACGCCAUAUCAAAAGGUAGCCGUGUGAAUAAUUGUCCAAGGUGUUAAAAAAGGUCUCUAUCAUUGCAAGCUUGCCAUUUGUCUCACUUCCAUGUAAAGGCAUGGCUACCUUUCAAGAUGGCGCAGGGAACUGUAAAGGGGACUAUUUUGAAAACAAAUGUCAAACCCUGGAAUGUUUCCCAUUGUUAGAGCAUAUUAUUAUCUGACCCGGACUGGAGGAAUAUCUUAAAAUAUCUUGUUGACAGUCAAAACAUUCAUCAACUGUGUUAUAAAUAAAUAACUACCAGUUUCUUGAUUAGAUGCUAUAUAUAUUUUUACUUCUGCACAUAUUUGAAAUACAUAUAGCUUUUUUGAUACUGUUCUGUAAGUUGACCACUUGAACAUUUCGAUGAACAGCUUAAAGAAUUUUUUAUUAUUUUGCACAUUGGCAAAAAUCUUGGCCUAAAAAACAUAAAGGCAGAAACCAAUAAAGUGCAAAUAAUAUACCCGUGAAAUAGAUAGCUAGCUAACUAAUUACUAAACUUUGGUUGCCUAAGUCUAAUUAGUUAAAAUAGGCGAGCCAUGAUGGGUAAACUAGUGCACGUGCUACUGAAGGGCGUGCAUUUUUAAUUAUUUUUAAACACACUUACAAAAACUGCAACAAUAUUUUGUUGUAAAUGCUUUUCCUUGGUAUAGUUUGACAUGUUUGCAUUUUCGUAUCUAUUCAUUUGCGUAUUGAGUUGUUACUCUAGUAAACGCCUGUGCCCUU
Messenger RNA from Actinia tenebrosa (Australian red waratah sea anemone), 2447 nucleotides. RefSeq names its product signal peptidase complex subunit 2. Gene Ontology annotation, cellular component: signal peptidase complex; membrane. NCBI's taxonomy places the organism in Eukaryota, Metazoa, Cnidaria, Anthozoa, Actiniaria, Actiniidae. Gene Ontology annotation, biological process: protein targeting to ER. The record is from RefSeq and is a predicted model, not a curated record.